GAAAGGAACCGGAUCACCUCCGGAUAAGGCAAGCCUCACUUUCACUUCCUCGGCCUGUCUGUGUAUCCCAGGCCUUGGCCUCUGGGUUCUUGGAGGACAGCAGGGAGGAAUUUGUUUUUUGUAACCCGUCGAGAACCCCCCUCUGCCUGGGACGAGCUCACUCUCGGCUUGCACAGCAGCAGAGCAGCAGCAGCUGGAGGAUUUGAGCUAGCGAGAAAGUCCGGUGUCCUUGAUGCUGCUCAGUCCUGGCGAAGAUGAAAUGCUUCCUUCGGAAGACUUUGCUGACGGGUCUGCCCACGUCCCAGAGAACCCAGAGGCGGCUCACAAGUUCUUUGGUUAGCCACCCAGUUCGGGAGGAGAUGGUGCAAGAAGCUGGUGGUGGUGCCUCCAGCCAGCCACGCAUGAAUCCCCUUGGGAUCCAGAUGCUCUCUAAGGGUCUUCACGAGCAGAUCUUCCGGGGCGCUCAGGUGCAGUAUUCAGAGGAAGACAUCCAGAAGAGCAUGGAACACUUGCAGAGUCAUGACCUGUGGGGCAAAGAGACCUCGGUCCUUCCUGAUGUGGAGCUGCAGCUGCCCCGGAUGUACGGGGCCAACCUUGACGAACACUUCUGUAUCUUGGCGCAGAAGCAGAGCCUUCCCUAUCUGGAGGCGGCUGAGGAACUUCUCAAGUGUGAGAUCCCACCCAUGCCUCUGGAAUGGGCUUGGGAAGUCGGAUGGACGCGAUACGGACCCGGCGGGGAGAGGAAAGCUGUGGAUUUCCCUGAUGAGCGAGCGCUGGUGUUUGAUGUGGAGGUGUGCAUGGAAGAAGGCCAUUGUCCAACUCUGGCUGUGGCCGUUUCUCCCAGUGCCUGGUAUUCGUGGUGUAGCAAGCGGCUGCUAAAGCAACGCUACACCUGGUCCAGCCAGCUGACUUUGUCGGAUCUCAUCCCCUUGGAAACGGGCAGCAGCCCUGCUAAGCGGGAGUGGCCGGAGAGGCUGGUGGUGGGUCACAAUGUGUCCUUUGACCGGGCACACAUCAAAGAACAGUACUUGGUCCAGGGCUCCCAGAUGCGUUUCCUGGACACCAUGAGCAUGCACAUGGCCAUCUCGGGGCUGACAGGGCUUCAGCGCAGCCUUUGGAUGGCGGCAAAGCAUGGCAAGAGGAAAGGGCAGCAGCAAGUCCAGCAGCACAUCAAGAAAACCCGUGGCAAAACCAAAGGCCCUGUGAUUGCCUCCUGGGACUGGGUGGACAUCAGCAGUAUCAACAACCUGGUCGACGUGCAUGCUCUCUAUGUUGGGGGUCAGCCUCUGGAGAAGGAAGCACGGGAACUCUUCGUCAAGGGCAGCAUGGAUGACAUCAGGAAUAACUUCCAGGACCUAAUGAGAUAUUGUGCCCUUGAUGUCCAGGCAACUCAUGAAGUAUUCCAGGAGCAGUUUCCGCUCUUCCUGAAAAGGUGUCCCCACCCUGUGACGUUUGCAGGGAUGCUGGAAAUGGGGGUCUCUUACCUUCCUGUCAAUCAGAACUGGGAGAAGUAUCUGGAUGAAGCUCAGAUCACCUACGAAGAGCUGCAAAAGGAGAUGAAGAAAUCUCUGAUGAACCUUGCGGACAAUGCCUGCCAGCUGCUUCAUGAGGACAGGUACAAAAAUGACCCCUGGCUAUGGGAUCUGGAGUGGGACCUCCAGGAAUUUAAGCAGAAGAAGAAGAGAGCUGGAAAGAAGAAGGAUCAAGAUGGCAAUGAAGAGACCCCCAAAGCCGUGGGAAAGUCCUCCAUGCUGGAAUGGCAGGAAGAUCCUGGCCCGCCCACCGAAGAGGAAGACCAGGGCAUCCUUGAGAGCCGCCUGUGCCUGGACCGCCUAAAGGAGACGGUGGCUUUGCAGCCAAAGAGAAUCCAGCAUCUGCCUGGCCAUCCCGGGUGGUACCGCAAGCUCUGCCUCCGUUUGGGCGACCCCAGUUGGGUGCCUGGACCAAGCCUCAUCAGCCUGCAGAUGAGAGUGACUCCCAAGCUCAUGAGGCUCACCUGGGACGGCUUUCCGCUGCACUACUCUGAGAAACAUGGCUGGGGCUACCUGGUGCCGGGGAGGAAGGACAACCUGCCGGAGGAGGAGGCCGCGGCCCUGGAGGAUGAGUCGCCUCGGUGUCCCUUCAGGGUUAUUGAGCAUCUGUACCGGGAGCAUUGCAGAGAAAAAGGCAAAGAGCAGCCUGGCUCAUUUGACCUCGCCCUGGAAGAAGAACUCAUGUUAACAGAAAACAGCACUUUCUGGCAAAAGGUGGAAGAGCUCAGCCGCCUGGAAACAGAAGCGGAUAUGGAUGCUGUAACCAAGCAACUGAGACAGGAGGAGCUUCAGUCUUCGGAGAGCCAUCCCGACUACCACCAUGGCAACGGCCCUUACAAUGACGUCCACGUCCCCGGUUGCUGGUUUUUCAGACUGCCCCACAAGGACGGGAACGACAACAACGUGGGAAGCCCAUUUGCCAAGGAUUUCCUGCCCAAGAUGGAAGACGGUACCCUGCAGGCCGGCACGGGGGGCUCAGAUGGAACGCGAGCUCUGGAGAUCAACAAGAUGAUCUCCUUCUGGAGGAAUGCGCAUAAACGCAUCAGUUCCCAGAUCGUGGUGUGGCUGAAAAGAGGGGAGCUGCCGCGAUCUGUCACCAGGCAUGCAGAUUACGACGAGGAGGGGAGCUAUGGAGCCAUCUUGCCACAGGUGGUGACUGCUGGAACCAUAACCCGCCGAGCGGUGGAGCCCACCUGGCUGACCGCCAGCAAUGCCAGAGCUGACCGGGUGGGCAGUGAACUGAAAGCCAUGGUCCAGGCCCCUCCUGGCUACCAUCUGGUCGGAGCCGACGUGGAUUCCCAAGAGCUCUGGAUUGCUGCUGUCCUGGGAGAAUCCCACUUUGCCGGCAUACAUGGUUGCACAGCAUUUGGCUGGAUGACCCUCCAGGGGAAGAAGAGCAACGCCACAGACCUCCACAGCAAGACGGCCUCCACAGUGGGGAUCAGCCGGGAGCACGCCAAGGUCUUCAACUACGGGCGCAUCUAUGGGGCAGGCCAGCCCUUUGCCGAGAGGCUCCUCAUGCAGUUCAACCACCGCCUGACGCAGCAGCAGGCCGAGGAGAAGGCUUGCCAGAUGUACGCCGUCACGAAGGGGAUCAGGCGAUGCCACCUGUCUGAGGAAGGGGAGUGGUUGGUGAAGGAGCUGGGCAUCCCGGUGGAAAGGGCCGCGGAUGGUUCUGUCUCCCUGCAGGAUGUGCGGAGGAUCAAGAGAGAAGCAGCGAAAAGGUCUCGGAGGACCAAUUGGGAUGUGGUGCGCCAGAGAGUGUGGGCCAGCGGGACCGAGUCGGAGAUGUUCAACAAGCUGGAAAGCAUUGCCAUGUCUCCGUCGCCUCGUACACCCGUGCUGGGCUGCCACAUUAGCAGGGCACUGGAGCCUGCUGCUGUCAGGGGCGAGUUUAUAACCAGCAGGGUGAACUGGGCGGUCCAGAGCUCAGCUGUGGAUUACCUGCACCUCAUGCUGGUGGCUAUGAAGUGGCUCUUUGAGGAGUUUGACAUUGAGGGGCGCUUCUGCAUCAGCAUCCACGACGAAGUGCGCUACCUCGUCCAGAGUGAGGACCGCUAUCGGGCUGCUCUCGCCCUGCAGAUCACCAACCUCCUCACGCGAUGUAUGUUUGCCUAUAAGCUAGGCCUGCAAGAUCUGCCUCAGUCAGUGGCCUUUUUCAGUGCAGUGGACAUCGACCGGUGCUUAAGGAAAGAAGUGACCAUGGAUUGCGUCACACCCUCUAACCCAACAGGAAUGGAAAGGAAAUACAACAUCCCGCAAGGUGAUGCACUGGAUAUAUAUCAACUUCUUGAAAAAACCAAAGGCUCUUUGGAAAAAGCAAAAUAAGGCCUGAGAUUCAGGCAAAGACGGAUUGGAGCAACUCAGGGAGUCUUCGCGGAAGCAGUCUCUUUCUUAAGCAAAUGGCCAGUAGAGUGACUUUUCUUUCCACUCUGAGAAGUAAGAGGGUGGGGCCAGAUAUAGUAGCAGCAGACCUCCCCAGUGGGUCUGUGCCACAAGAUCCAGGCCAGAAGGGAACGCUGCAAGGAUAGGCCAGGACUGUUCUUCAGGACUGUUCUUCAGGAGCAUGUACCAUUUUUGGUACAUGCUCUCAAGAGAUCAUGGGUGAUUCAAACGACGAAGAGAUCCCUUCAAACGUGCGCCCUGUUAAAGCUUGUGUUAGGAGGCAGCGCUGUGUGCCCGUUAGGGCUAUGUAAAGUGCACAGAAGCCAAGGCUGGGAAUAAACAGGACAGCGCUUCA
Hemicordylus capensis (graceful crag lizard) is the source of this 4272-nucleotide messenger RNA. It is a transcript of the gene POLG, whose product is annotated as DNA polymerase gamma, catalytic subunit. Gene Ontology annotation, cellular component: mitochondrion; gamma DNA polymerase complex. Lineage: Eukaryota; Metazoa; Chordata; Lepidosauria; Squamata; Cordylidae. The transcript is spliced from 23 exons. Gene Ontology annotation, molecular function: DNA-directed DNA polymerase activity; DNA binding; 3'-5' exonuclease activity. Gene Ontology annotation, biological process: mitochondrial DNA replication. The coding region runs from base 255 to 3860 and encodes 1201 amino acids. The record is from RefSeq and is a predicted model, not a curated record.